UGCUUUUCUUGACCGCCCACUUUCCCUUGUUGUGUCAGUCAGAUAUUAUUUCUGUCUCCGUAAAUCUGUUUAAGAGGUCUGUUCCAAAUCACGCUGUAUUCCCACUGCUGAUGACAACCAGCCACACUAAAUAUGACCAUUAUUUUAGACAAACCGGCUGGAGCUUCCCAUGAGCUUCCUUUUCUUACGAUCACCCUGUCAUUCUAGUCAAGUACAGGGGAAGUAACUGAACUCUGAAACAUGGAAGCCAUUUGACUGUCACGUCCACCUGCUGCUGUCUUUCCACCCGUCGCUCUCUCUCUCUCUUUAAAGUGUGAACCGUCAUUGAAAUGCAGGGGGAGGUCCAGCUGACUCAAGCUGCUGAAAAAAGACCACGUCCGUAUCUCCACGCAUGUUCCAUAAAUACUUUGCUCUCUGUUGAAUGGAGAUUAUUUUAGAUGGCACAUGUGGUGUGAGGCCUUGAGACCCGUCCGGAGCUGUUACUGUGAAAAACAACGCCUGUAGUUCUGUUCUCGGGAAGGUUUUGGAUCAGAUAUGUCUGUUCGUGCCGAUCGGAAGUCUGAAGAAGAAUCUGAAGAAUUUGAUGAAGAUGAGAUUCUGGCUGGCCUGUCGGCCGAGGAGCUCAGAGAACUUCAGGAUGAGAUGGACACGAUUGCUCCUGAUGACAGGAUGCCGGUAGGACUGAGACAGAAAGAUAAAGUCAAAGAUUCUAAUGAGCCAGAGUCAGAAGAAGAGAUCGAUGAGGAUGAGAUUCUGGCAGGCCUGUCGGCUGAGGAGCUCAAAGAGCUUCAAAAAGAGAUGGAAGAGAUCGCUCCUGAUGUGAGAGUGCCGGUCGGAAUGAGACAGAAGGACCAGACGGAAAAACCUCCCACUGGAUCAUUCGAUCACAGAUCACUGGUGGAAUAUCUGUACUGGGAGAAAGAAUCCAAACGCAUGAUGGAUGAGGAGAGAGUUCCCGCAACUAUAUUACCCAGCCAGAAGAAAGAACAAGAGGAACUUGCAGCUAAAGAAGAAGAUAAAGUUGAAGAGGUGGAAUAUGCCUAUGAGGAGAUUGUGGAGGAGGUUAAUGGAGGACAGGGAGAUGUUGGGGAAGAGGUGAUUGAAGAAGUGUUAUUGGAAGUCGAGGAAGAGGACAAAGGAAGCAAAGAGCCUGUCAAGGUGGAGUUUAAGGCAAACAGCCCAACAGUGACGUCAGAAGAUGUUGUAGAGCCACCUAAAGAGUUUGCUGAUCCUAAAGUUGAAUCAAAGUCGGACGGUUCAGGAUGUAAUGAGACCGAAACUAAACCAAAUGAGGAAAAGAAAGCAGACUGCAUCCCGUCGGCACCUUCGUCGUAUGAGAACUGGGUUCCUGAGAAAGAGGAGAGGGUCAUAUCUAAGCUGAAGAUCCCAAAACUUGCCCUGGGUGGAAACAGCCUCGCUAAAAAAACUGCGAGGCCUUCUGGGAAUGAAACGAAUUUGGAUUCCACGUUGACUAAGAUCCGCAAAAACAACCCUUCUGUCACCGACGUCAACCUCAACAACAUCGAAAACAUUCCCAAAGAAAUGCUCCACGAUUACGUCAACGCGCUCAAGAAGAACAGGCACGUUAAAAGUUUUAGUAUUGCGAACACCGGGGCGGACGAAAACGUGGCCUUCGCCCUGGCAAACAUGCUCAGAGAGAACAAAAGCAUCGCCACGCUGAACAUCGAAUCGAACUUCAUAACAGGAAAAGGCAUCGUCGCAAUAAUACGUUGCCUUCAGUUCAACGAGACUCUUAACGAACUUCGCUUCCACAACCAAAGACACAUGCUGGGUCACCACGCUGAGAUGGAAGCGUCACGUCUCCUCAAAGCCAACAACACUCUCCUAAAGAUGGGAUACCACUUUGAGCUCCCGGGACCGCGGAUGGUGGUCACCAACCUCCUCACGAGGAACUUGGACCGUCAGCGGCAGCAGAGAAUGGAGGAGCAGAAACUCCAGCAGAUGAGAGAACAACGAAAGGUCAUGGAGAUGUACGAGAACUCUUUGAACUUACCUCCAGGUGUGCUGGAAAUGUUAGGAGGUUUCAUACCAAUGGCCCUACUGCAAGAUUCUCAAGAAGACCAGAUGGUUCCUCGAGGAUCUCCGGAACCUUGUGAACAACCGAGUCCUCCUCAGCAUCUCCGGAUUAAACAGCAUCCACUGCCACAACAGCGCUCAGACACGGGAAAUGUCUUACAGGAAGUGCAUCUGAAAAAAACUCCAAUACGAAGGGAUCCAUUUCUGGAUUUGAAUUAUAAGGAUGAGAGAAAAGAGGGCAGGGCUAACGUACAGUUGAGGAGUGUUUCCAAACACAGAAGCACAGCGAGUGAAAGACCUGGGGAUGAGAAAGCCAAUCUUAAAGAUAUGAUAAAGACUCUGAAGCCAGUCCCUCGAAGACGAGAGCCACCGAAAGUCGACUUAACCCCUCGGGAUCACCUGCUCAAAGAGAUAAAGCAGAGCAGCGUGGCCUAUCUGAAAUCGGUACCACUGCCAAAAAUCCUGGAGUCGAGAGAAACAAGUCUAUUCUGAGCCAAGACAGAAUAUAAAGCGAUACAAGAGUGUGCUUAAUGUGGCCAAACAAUUCCACGAAGCUCCUAUGGAGAAAGGAGAUGGGAAUAGAAGGUCAUGUGGUUGGACACGCAGUUGCAAACGAAGGAGGUACCAUGUGGUGGGCAAUGUGACCCGAACUGUAAAAUGUAACAUGCAUGUCAAAUCAAUGAAAGUUAUUAUGAACUGGUUCAUGGGAUGUUGUGAAUGUUGAAGAUGCUGAGUACAUGUAGCACUAGCAAACAUACUUUUUUGAGUUGAUGUAUUUAUAGUGUAUAGAAAGCUAAUAAACCUCACACUUGACUUUU
Messenger RNA from Triplophysa rosa, 2855 nucleotides. It is a transcript of the gene lmod3, whose product is annotated as leiomodin 3 (fetal). The transcript is spliced from 4 exons. Gene Ontology annotation, molecular function: tropomyosin binding. NCBI's taxonomy places the organism in Eukaryota, Metazoa, Chordata, Actinopteri, Cypriniformes, Nemacheilidae. Gene Ontology annotation, biological process: muscle contraction; myofibril assembly; pointed-end actin filament capping. The record is from RefSeq and is a predicted model, not a curated record. Gene Ontology annotation, cellular component: striated muscle thin filament; myofibril. Bases 535 to 2529 code for a protein of 664 amino acids.